This is a messenger RNA of Cyprinodon tularosa, 1918 nucleotides long. RefSeq names its product UDP-N-acetyl-alpha-D-galactosamine:polypeptide N-acetylgalactosaminyltransferase 14 (GalNAc-T14) (gene galnt14). Gene Ontology annotation, cellular component: Golgi apparatus. NCBI's taxonomy places the organism in Eukaryota, Metazoa, Chordata, Actinopteri, Cyprinodontiformes, Cyprinodontidae. Bases 1 to 1386 code for a protein of 461 amino acids. The transcript has 13 exons. The record is from RefSeq and is a predicted model, not a curated record.
AUGUUCAUUAUUUUCUCUCUUGGCAGGUGCACCGCUCUACACUACGACUCAGAUCUUCCUCCAACAUCCAUCAUCAUCACCUUCCACAACGAAGCCAGAUCCACUCUGCUCCGCACCAUCAAAAGUGUCUUGAAUCGGACUCCGGUUCAUCUGAUACAUGAGAUCAUCCUGGUGGACGACUUUAGCAACAACGAAAGCGACUGCCAGCUUCUCACCAAGCUGCCUAAAGUCAAAUGUCUUCGCAACAACAAGAGAGAAGGCCUGAUCCGGUCCAGAGUACGGGGGGCUGAUGCAGCCAGAGCCAAAGUCCUGACCUUCCUGGACAGCCACUGCGAGGUCAACAAAGACUGGCUGCCCCCCCUGCUGCAGAGGAUCAAACAGGAUCCCACCCGUGUGGUUAGCCCAGUCAUCGAUAUCAUCAACAUGGACACCUUCGCCUAUGUGGCGGCUUCUGCGGAUCUCCGUGGAGGGUUUGACUGGAGUCUCCAUUUUAAGUGGGAGCAGUUAUCACCUGAGCAAAAGGCGCGUCGGACCGACCCAACUCAGCCGAUCAAGACCCCGAUCAUCGCAGGCGGGCUUUUUGUGAUUGACAGGUCCUGGUUCAAUCAUCUGGGGAAAUACGACACGGCAAUGGACAUCUGGGGUGGAGAAAACUUUGAGAUCUCGUUCCGAGUUUGGCAGUGUGGCGGCAGUUUGGAGAUCCUGCCCUGCAGUCGUGUGGGCCACGUGUUCAGGAAGAAACACCCUUAUGUCUUUCCUGAAGGCAACGCCAACACAUACAUCAAGAACACGCGCCGUACAGCUGAGGUGUGGAUGGACGACUUCAGCCUGUUUUACUACUCCGCCCGGCCGGCUGCUCGAGGGAAAUCCUACGGAGACAUUCAAGGCAGAGUGGAACUUCGGAAAAAGCUCAAGUGCAAAUCCUUCAAGUGGUACCUGGACAAUGUGUACCCGGAGCUCAGGGUCCCAGAUGACUCGGACUCUAAAUCCGGUGUGAUCCGCCAGAGGCAGAACUGUCUGGAGUCUCGUAGGAUGGAGGGCCAGGAGAUGCCCGUCCUCACAUUGGGCCCCUGCACAGCAGUAGAUGGCGUCCCCACCAGCAGUCAGGAGUGGGUGUACACUCAUGGGCAGCAGAUCCGUCAGAAGCAGCACUGCCUGUCGCUGUCGACCACCUUCCCUGCAUCGCAGGUCCUGCUGCUGCCCUGCAACAUGGCGGAUGGGAAGCAGCGGUGGCAGAAAUCCGGGACUCACUUGGAGCACAUCGUCUCUCGGUUCUGCUUGGACUCGGAGAUGGCCCUGGACGGCCUGGACUCGUCCCGCAUGCUGGUCAUCAGCCCCUGCGAACUGAGCGCGUACACACAGAGAUGGGAGGUGCCCUUUUCGUGACCUUGUGAUCCUUCACCUCCAAAGACCUGCUUCCAUAAACCGACUCUCCACUUCAGAGAGCUUUGGCCGAGCCGUCCGACCUGCACAAACUGGAGGCGUGGGAACCAUCACGGCACCGAGCUGAGGAUCACCGCACAGGAAGAUGACGAAGAGUACGGGUCAAAGGGCUGAAAUUUGGUGAAACAAAAACAGCUGCAGGGGAGGAAAAUACAGCAACAGAUCAAAUGCAUGGAAAUAUGUGGGUUGGAUUAAAGAGUCUGUUUGACUCAGAGUGAAACUAAGUGCACCUUAAAAUCCAGACUGUCAUCGUCGGGCGAAAACAUUCGAUUAGGAGGGAAAAGAAUCCGACUUCUGUCAUGUUUACCAAAUAUUUCAACAGCUUCAACAGUUCAGAUGAUGAUAAAGUAUAUUCAGAAUAGUUUCCUUUUAUUUGCAAAGACUUUAAGUAAAAAAUGGAAGGAUAUCAAAGCUGUUUUUAGCAUUAUUUGUUUUGUUUCCACUUUAAAAUGAUUCGAGGAUGACCGGCUUCUUU